AUGGUCGUGCAAACACGUUUGAGAUCACGCUUGCACCAAACGCGCUCCAGUACACGUCCAAAUGCCCUCACCAAUUCCAAACCUUCCCGCUCACGCUUAAAAACACGCUUGCAUCAAACGCGCUCAAGCACACGUUCAAAUGCUCUCACCAAUUCCAAACCUUCCUCUCCUUCCCGCUCACGCUCUUCUCCCCACUCUCCUCCUACGAAAUCGCGCACGCGACUAACUCGUUACUCUAAGCGUCUUGCUGGUAAUUCCCAUCGUGAAGCCUCCGAUCCCACGUCAGAUGUGAUUGCAAAAUUGGUCAAGCUUCCGUCGACCGCCGAGAGGAGGAAUUUGAGGAAACGAACGGUGGACGAAUAUUUAGAGUCAAAAGCGAAUGUAAUAUCAGAUCAAGAAGAGAUGGCAUCUCCUAUAGCUGCACCAGGAGUAACUGUAGCCGUCGUGGUAGAAGUAACGACAGAACCAGCAACAGUGGAGGGAACGACAGUCGAAAAUGCAAUAGAAGAAAUAGAAACCGAGACAAAUGAAGUUGUGGAUGAAAUAAAUAAUGAAAUAUCUGAUGAAGUAAUGGAUGACGUUGCAGAUGAAGUAGCAGAUGAAAUGGUGGAUGAAAUAGCUGGCGAAAUAGCCGAUGAACCUGCAGAUGAAGGAACCAGUGGAGUAUCUGGUGGGGUAGCUGUUGAACCUGUAGAUGAAGUAGUCAGUGGUCUAUCUGAUGAAGUGGCUGAUGAAGUGGCUGAUGAGGCACCUGAUGAAGUGGCUGAUGAAAUUUCUGACACAGCAGUUAAUGAGUUAGUUGGUGAACUAGCUAAUGAAGUGACUAGUGGACUAUCUGAUGAAGUAGCUGAUGAAUUAGUUCAAGAAGCAGGUAAUGAGGUAAUUCGAGUAGCUGAUCAAGGUUUUUUCAUAGAUGAAUUAAUGGUAGGAAUAACAACACCGAGAAGCUCGCGAAGAGAAACUGUAGACACUAUAGCUGAAGCAGUAGAUUGUGAAAUUGUGGAAGAAAAUACACGUUCUUUAAGGCGCGAGAGUAGUAGUAGAAGGUUUAAGAGAGCGAGAGUUAUUUUAGAUGAUGAGGAAAACGACGAUUGGACAAUGGAGAAGAGUGGCGAGGAGGAAGGGGAUGGUGAUGAUGAGUACGAGGACGAAGAGAGGGAUGCGAUUGUAGGGGGUAAAGAAGUGAAAGAAGACGAAGAGGAUGAAGAGAUGCAAGACGUUGAAUAUGAUGAUUCCGAAAGUCAAGCUCCUGCUUCAUCUUCAACGACGCUUAUAAAGACAGUACGUUCAGUGUCUUCAUCAAUAGUAAAGAAUAGAUGGAGGCCACUUGAUGCUGCGUCGAAACGGCUUAUCAACAAGCUGUUACGAAAUGCUGUACCAGCCGUCUUGGCCCACGUAAAUGGAGCAUCACGGAGGAAGCAACUGCAGGUUGAAUUGGACAAGUUGAUUUUACAAAUAAGCAAAUCCUUGGAUACCCUGACUGUUCCAGUGGCUACAAACGCGACCAGUAGUCUCGAUUACAAGAAGCUAUCUUUGCAUCAUCAAGAUCUUGAAGCUUUACUGGUACAGGAAACAGACCAAAUAAAACAAAUGGAGAUGCAGUUGGAGAAAGAAAAGCGACUAUUAAAAGAAGAAUCGGAAUUCUUAAAGAGCUUGCAAAGUGCUAAAAAGUCGGUCGAUUCAAGAAAUCGUUCCUUGCAGAAAUCUAAGCUUCAUCCUCUACUGAAGGAGGUGGAAGAUCCGGAUGAUCUUGUUGACAUCGACAACGACUUAAUCAAAAAAUAUCUUACUCAUGUGACUACAGACGUCUCAUGGACCUCGCCACCGUCGCCCGAUUCAUUAUCCAAUCUUAAGCACUCUCUCUCUUCUCAUCUACGCUUAAUCGACGCUCACACCUCCAUCGUUGAUCCAGUCAUUGACGGUGUGUACGAAGCUGAGAGACAACUAUGGCGUGUGAUGAAUGAGGCUGGCUUAGGUGAAAAUGUUUUUGAUUUUAUUGGAGGAGGAAAGUGA
Messenger RNA from Paraglomus brasilianum, 2013 nucleotides. NCBI's taxonomy places the organism in Eukaryota, Fungi, Glomeromycota, Glomeromycetes, Paraglomerales, Paraglomeraceae. The record is from the annotation of a GenBank genome assembly.